Molecule: messenger RNA, 6059 nt
Organism: Gopherus flavomarginatus (Mexican gopher tortoise)
Lineage: Eukaryota; Metazoa; Chordata; Testudines; Testudinidae
Gene: PHLDB1
Product: pleckstrin homology like domain family B member 1
Exons: 25
Coding region: 116-4690 (1524 amino acids)
Biological process (GO): regulation of microtubule cytoskeleton organization
Cellular component (GO): basal cortex
Molecular function (GO): protein binding
Source: RefSeq, a predicted model, not a curated record
CUAGAACAGAGUCUGCUUGUGAAGGGCAGCAAUCACCCUUCGUGCUGGGGCUUCCCAGGAGAUGAGCUCAGCUAGGCCGCACCUCAAGGCCAUGGUGUGAACAGAGCACAGGGACAUGAACGCUCUGCCACUGAAGCUGGUGGUCAGUGCUUGGCCCAGUGCCAGGGUGAGGAUCCAAGCGCAGGAGAGUGCCAGGCACAUUGAUGAAGUUGCCAUGGAAGCUUCAAACAGGAAUGUUACCAGUCCAACCCACAAAGUCCAAGCAAUCAUCCAGAAAAGUCCUCUGGACCUAAUAGACAUGGGCAAGGGGCUGAAGGUCCAGACCGACAAGCCACAUCUGGUGAGCCUGGGCAGUGGCCGGCUCAGCACCGCCAUCACCCUCCUACCCCUAGGAGAGGGGAGGACCAUGAUUGGCUCAGCUGCUAAGGACAUUGUUCUACAGGGGGCUGGGUUGGCCUCUGAGCACUGCUACAUUGAGAACGUUUGUGGGACCCUCACCCUGCAUCCCUGCGGGAAUGCCUGUGCUGUUGAUGGCCUGCAGGUUAAGCAGCCCACUCGCCUGACCCAAGGGUGCAUGAUCUGCCUGGGGCAGUCAACCUUCCUCCGGUUUAAUCACCCUGCUGAGGCCAAGUGGAUGAAAAGCAUGAUCCCAGCUGGAGAAAGGAGUCCUGGGGCCCCAUAUGGACUCAUGGCAGAAUCAGAGAGCCUCGUGAACGGCAACCACCAGCUGUCUCUGAAUGAUGUCCAUAAGGGGCAGGGAGUGAGGCCCCGGCCCAGCCACAGUUCCCUGGUCAGCUCUAUUGAGAAGGACCUGCAAGACAUCAUGGACUCUUUGGUGAUGGAGGACUCGAGCUCUCCCAGGAGAAAACUCUCUGCCCAUGCCCAGUCCCCUGUGUCCUCAGUGGUGAAUGGUGGUGGGCACUACUUCUUGUCCCCACCCUUGAGCCCUGGGGCCAUGUCUGUGGGCUCCAGCUAUGACAACGCAUCCCCACCCUUCUCCCCGGUUUCAUCCCCAGCCAGCAGUGGCAGCUACACUAGUCACUCUCCCAGUAGCCAGGAGCAGGGGCCGCCCCUCCCCCCAGUGGUGCCAGUGAGAUCUUCCAGCUACAACCAUGCCAUGCAGCCCCCACAGCAGCGGCCACUUCGACCUCCGGGUGGGGGCUCCAGCCUGGACCUGAGGAACAGCACCACAGGCACAAGUGGGACACAGCUUGCAGAGAGUCCCAAGAUGCAAAGGAGGGCAGUGCAUGGCGUUCCCCUGAGCCCCAAGCCUUGCCAGAGAGCCCUGCACCCUGAAGGCCCUGGGCUUUCAGCCUUCUCCAGUACCCGGAGAGCUGCUGAGAGCACACAGCCGGGCCAUCCUAACCAGCAUGUGCCCCUGGUGUCUGUAAGCCCAAGUGACUAUGUAACAGGGAGCCCCCAGGCUCAGCCUACCAACAUCCCCAGCAGCCCCCGAUUAGCACCCAAAUUUCAGUCACCGUCUUCUCAGAGGUUGAAAAUUGUGGCUCUUCAAGAGCGUCCACCUAGCCCCUUCAGGGAGGGCAGGGAGCCCCCUGGCAUUGACAGACACCUGGCCUCCAGCCCCUCCCGGCAGGCGUUGACAAGAGUCUUCCAGCCCCUGGAGACUGUGGGUUUCAUCCAUGUAAAUCAGGACAGCCGCUCUCUGCAGCCCCCUGAGAGUCCCAGAAUGGGCAGAAGGAGCGUGGAGAGCAUGAGGGAUUUGCCUCCCCUCAGCCCUUCCCUGUCUCGCCAGGCAGCACCCCUGCCUUCUGCCUUGUCUCCCCAAGCAAGGACCCCCCAAGAGAGUCCCUCACAGCAGACCAAGCUGGCCAAGGAGGUUCCUGAGAGCCCUCGCAUCCGGCGCAAGGCAGCCAGGCCCCUGGAGAGGCAUGAAGACUUCUCCUCGUCCUCCUUGACGGGGAAGAAUUUGAGAACCAGGAGCCCCUCACCCAUCUUCCAGGCAGAACUUGCCUCCCAGCGUAAACCCAGCUUUGGCAUCACCCUCAGCCCUGCAUACAGCCUGGGAUCGCUGGUUGUUCCCUCACCCCGUCAGAGCCCCCUGGUACAGAGGAAGCUGUCAGGAGAUCUGCAUCUGCCUGUGUGUACAAGGGAGCGCAAGAACAGCAUCACUGAGAUCAGCGACAAUGAGGAUGACCUGCUGGAGUAUCACCGCCGCCAGCGCGAGGAGCGGCUGCGUGAGCAGGAGAUGGAGCGCCUGGAGCGCCAGCGUCUGGAGACCAUCCUGAGCCUGUGUGCAGAAUACACCAGAACUGAUGGCACCACAGACGCAGGCAGCUCGCGUCAGCACUUCCCGAGUGACGGAGAUGCCACCACCAACAUCUUGACAGCCAGGAGGCACUCCAAGGGCUCCGCCAGCCUGGCUGCCUUGGGCCUUGGCAAGGCCAUAGAGGAGACUGGAGAGGCCACAGGGCCCCAGCAGAGGGAGAGCCUGGAGAAAUCAGAUGAGGAGAAUCUGAAGGAGGAAUGUAGCAGCACAGAGAGCACGCACCACGAGCACGAGGACUCGACAGGCUCCAAGACCAAGGAGGCUGCCCUGCUGGAGGAGGAAUGGGUGCGGGUGCUGGGCCACGUGGAUGAGCUCAAGAGCCAUGUCAAGGAGCUGGAGCAGCAGCUGCAGGAGUUGUCUCAUGAGGCGGAGAUGGAGCGGGCACUGCUGCAGGGGGAGCGGGAGUCGGAAAUGAUACAGUUGCAGCAGGAACAGAAGAUCGUGCAGCAGCUGCAAGAGAAACUGUGCGAGCUGGACUCCAGCAUCCAGAAGGAGCGGGACAUGGAAAGGGCAAAGGUUGAUGCUGAAAGGAAGGAGCUAGAGAAACUGCAGGCGCUUUACAAUGAGUCGAAGAGCCAGCUUGAUAACUGCCCUGAGUCAAUGCGGGAGCAGUUACAGGACCAGAUGAGAAGGGAGGUAGAGGCCCUGGAGACGGAAACCAAGCUGUUUGAGGAUUUGGAGUUCCAGCAGCUAGAAAAGGAGAGUCGCUUGGAGGAGGAGCGUGAGACCGUGAGCCAGCAGCUCCUGCAGAGCAAGGCUGAGUGCCACCGCAGUAUCGCCAAGAGGAAGGAGCGGGUGGCUGCAUUGGAAAGCCAGGCCAAUCACAUCUGGCUCCAGGCUGCCCAGGAGUCUGAGCGCCUUACCAAGGAGAAGAAUACCAUGCUGCAACUGCUGCAGAAGGAGAAAGAGAAGCUCGUCUCCCUGGAGAGACGGUACCAUCUUGUUACUGGCGGCAGGAGCUUCCCCAAAACAUCAUCUGCGCUCAAAGAGAUGGAGAAGCAGCUUCAGGUGGUCCCAGUACAGCUUUCUGCCCUGGAUUACAAGGCUGGCUUCGAGGCCUCCCCCCCUGCCUCUCCUCACUCCCCCCCUCCUCCUCUUCCUGCUAAAGCUCACUCUUCUCGAAAGCUGUUCCAGGUCUAUCGUGCUAAGAUGGACAGUGACACCAGCAGCACCCUCCCACGCACAAAGAGCGGGUCUGCAUCAUCCCCGCAGCUCAGCGUGGCCAUGCUGGGACGCAGCUCUUCCCCAAAGGGUCCCCUGCACCCACAGAAUGGCACAGGUAGCCUGCCACGGAACCUGGCAGCCACACUGCAGGACAUCGAGACCAAACGCCAGCUGGCCCUGCAGCAGAAGGGGCAGCAGGUGAUUGAGGAGCAGAAGCGGCGCCUGGCGGAGCUGAAGCAGAAAGCAGCUGCUGAGGCGCAGUCCCAGUGGGAAGCCCUGCACGGGCAGCCUCACUAUCCCCCUUCUUCCUACCCUCCGCUCAUGCAUCACUCCAUUCUCCAUCAUCAUCCUCCCCCUGGCAUCGGGCACCGGGCCGAGGACAUGGACCACGCCUAUGACACACUCAGCCUGGAGAGCUCAGACAGCAUGGAAACCAGUAUCUCCACUGGUGGCAACUCAGCCUGCUCGCCUGAUAACAUGUCCAGUGCCAGUGGAGUGGAAGCAGUGAAGAUUGAGGAGAUGGAGAAGAUGCUGAAAGAGGCCCAUGCAGAGAAAUCUCGCCUGAUGGAGUCACGGGAGCGGGAGAUGGAGCUGCGGCGACAGGCCCUGGAGGACGAGCGCAGGCGGCGGGAGCAGCUGGAGCGGAGGCUGCAGGAUGAGACGGCUCAUCGGCAGAAGCUGAUUGAAAAGGAGGUCAAGAUGCGAGAAAAGCACUUCUCCCAGGCUCGGCCCCUGACCAGAUAUCUCCCCAUCCGCAAGGAGGAUUUCGACUUGAAGACACAUAUAGAGUCCUCAGGCCACAAUGUGGACACCUGCUAUCAUGUCAUCCUGACGGAGAAGAUGUGCAAGGGCUAUUUGGUCAAGAUGGGCGGCAAGAUUAAAUCCUGGAAGAAGCGUUGGUUUGUCUUCGACCGUAUGAAACGCACAGUCUCCUACUAUGUUGAUAAACAUGAGACGAAGCUCAAGGGAGUGAUCUAUUUCCAAGCCAUAGAGGAGGUUUAUUAUGACCAUCUCCGCAGUGCUGCUAAGAAAGGAUUUUUCAACCUCAGCCUAGCAAAUCAACUAGCAGAUAUUCUCCCCAUUCUCUUCCACAGAGAGAGUCCCAACCCAGCUCUUACCUUCUGCGUCAAGACCCACGACCGCCUCUAUUACAUGGUGGCACCAUCAGCUGAGGCCAUGAGGAUCUGGAUGGAUGUCAUUGUGACUGGAGCAGAGGGCUACACCCAGUUCAUGAAUUGAUGGGGACCAGGAGUGCUUUCGGUGGUGCUGUUCCAGACCUGCCUUCUCCUCUUCUCCCACUGACAGUGCCAAGAUGAACUGGAGGCCCCACCACCACCUGGAUACAGCAGACAGCCAUUUCCAUCCCCAUCACCUGGGGUGUUUAGCCUGCAGCAAGAAGAUCUUGACUACAGAGGCGCUGCCUCCCAUGCAGAUGUUGCCUGUGUCAUGCCCUUUAGGCCCUGGUUGGUUAAACCUGCCUGCUGACUAGAGGGGCCUGGCCCCAGGUGCAGCACUCUUGCCUUUUUCCCAAGAGAGCUUUGGGUUGUUAUUUGAAUAAAUGUGGGAGAGUUGGGUUUUUUCAGUGGGAGGGAGGAGGGGAAUGUUACAAAAAUAGGAAAAAUCAGCCCUGUAAAGCUAUGGUUUUUUGUUACAAAAUCCUUAUUUUUUCAUAUUGUAGCCAUUCCUUGUGGAAUCGCUGUAGCGUUUUCCCUGCCGCCUGCACCAAAUGCCUUGCGCUUUCUCUUAAAUGCAGUGUGGGUGAUAAGAGCGAAGGCAUGUGCCUAGCUAGUGCCCAGGCAUGGUGUAAUCACUCUCAGAUGGAACAGAGAGGUGUGCAGAAAGGCUGGCACAGAGGCCUAGCCAAGAGGGUUUUUUUAAUAUAUGUAAUAGUACAGAACAGACUUUUUUAUUCUUCAGUGGAAACAUAUCAAUAGGCUGAAAGGUACAAAACCGAAGAGCUGCCAAAGACCAUCCCACGGGUUCCAGUGCAAACUAGGCCUGAAGCUGUUGGAUUAAGGAACUAAGCUAUCUAAAUGCUGCCACUUUUUUAAAUGGGAGAUUGUUGGGCAUCACUAUGACAACUGCAUCACAGACACAUCUAGUACAUCCUACCAGCACCUGUGACCAGACCCCAGUUUGCUCCACUGUCUACUUGACUUGUUUCCUUUUCUUGUGCCAUGCUCAACAGUGCCAAGGCUGCUGCAGGUGCCAGGAUGUGCACCAUCACCGUCCUGCCAGAUUUACUGCAGUGAGGGGUCUAUCCAUGCUAGACAUCUCUCUGCUUUCCUGUGCCUUGACCACCUCAGAGUCUGGGCAUCAGCACAGGCCAGGUGCCUGGUUGGAAGGUUCUCAUGGGUUACGGUGUUGCGUAAAGCUACAAGUAACUGUGCCAGGUGUGCAAAUGCUGUGGGAUGAGGGGGAAUAUUUAUAUCUGCCAGGCUUGUGAUCUCUCUCAUGCACUAGGCACCGAGGUACAGUCUAAUGAAACCAGUGGCUUGUUCUUCUGACGCUAAGUAUCAGAGGGGUAGCCGUGUUAGUCUGGAUCUGUAAAAGCAGCAAAGAAUCCUGUGGCACCUUAUAGACUAACAGAUGUUUUGGAGCAUGAGCU